Messenger RNA from Carassius carassius (crucian carp), 3795 nucleotides. Its product is annotated as NACHT, LRR and PYD domains-containing protein 3-like. The transcript is spliced from 7 exons. The record is from RefSeq and is a predicted model, not a curated record. Gene Ontology annotation, molecular function: protein binding. NCBI's taxonomy places the organism in Eukaryota, Metazoa, Chordata, Actinopteri, Cypriniformes, Cyprinidae. Bases 87 to 2984 code for a protein of 965 amino acids.
UGCUCAUAACCCUUUCUAAGGCCAAAAGCGAAAGUAACAGACUGAAAGCUGUUUUUCAUCGACGUUUGGUUUUGGACAGACUGAAGAUGAAAAGAGUGAUAGAAAUUCACAAUAUGGAAGGAGAGGCGAAGAGACGGAGAAGAGGAUCUCCAGAACCCAGCGGUGUGUCACUGAACAGUCUUAUCGUUCCACAUCCUGACUUCAGUGAUAGCUCAGUGCCUUUUGACCUCAGUGUGGAGAGAGGUGCUCAGUCUAAAUCCAGUCCUGGUUCUCUUCCCCACAACACUGUAACAAUUGAUUUCCUCAAGAAGAGACACAAAACAAGCAUGAAGAGCAAGUAUGAGAGCUUAUUUGAGGGAAUUCAAUUACAAGAGAAUAAAACCUUCCUGAACAGCAUUUACACACAGCUCUACAUCAGAGAGGGUGAUAGUGAAAGGGUUAAUGAAGAACAUGAGAUCUUACAGAAGGAGAAAAAUUACAAGAUGCUCCAAGAGACUCCAAUUGACUGCAACGACAUCUUUAAACUUCUGUCGGGAUGUGAAAAGCAGAACAAAAUCAGGACUGUUCUUACUAGCGGCAUCGCCGGCAUUGGAAAAUCAGUCUCUGUGCAAAAGUUCAUUUUGGACUGGGCCGAGGGAAAAGCCAAUCAGGAUGUAGAUCUCAUGUAUGUGCUUUCAUUUCGAGAGCUGAACUUGUUUAAAGAUGACCAAUACAGUCUUUACAAACUUCUGGUGGACUUUCAUCCUGAACUUCAAGAUCUGGACUCAAAGAUUCUUGAGGAGUGUAAAGUUGUGGUUGUCUUAGAUGGUCUGGAUGAAAGCAGAAUUAAAAUGAUGUUUUCAGAAAAUGAGAGUGUUUCUGAUGUGAAUGAGUCUUCAUCAGUGGGUGUGUUGAUGUCUAAUCUCAUCAGAGGAGAGCUGCUUCCCAAUGCUCUCAUCUGGAUCACCUCCAGACCAGCAGCAGCCAGUCAGAUCCCCUCCAAGUACAUCAACCGUCUGACAGAAAUUGAGGGAUUCAAUGACUCUCAAAAGGAGGAAUACUUCAGAAAGAGAAUCAGUGAUGAGCAUCAAGCCAGCAGAAUCAUCUCACACAUUAAAAGAUUAAGAAGCCUCCACAUCAUGUGUCACAUACCUGUCUUCUGCUGGAUCUCAUCCACUGUCCUUCAGAACCUCCUGAAACAAGAUGAGAGUGCAGAAAUCCCUAAAACUCUGACUGAGAUGUACAUCCACUUCCUGCUGACUCAGAUGAACAUGAGGAACCAGAAGUAUGAGGAGAGAUCCAGUGAGAGAAAUCCAGAGGAACUCCUGCAGUCCAACAAAGACAAGAUUGUGAAACUUGCUGGACUUGCUUUCAAGCAGCUGAUGAAGGGCAAUGUGAUGUUCUAUGAGGAGGACCUGAUUGAGAGCGGCAUAGAUGCUAUCGACAUCACAGUGUAUUCUGGGAUUUGCACCGAGAUCUUUAAGGAGGAAUCUGCUGUGAUUCAUCAAAGGAAAAUAUACUGCUUUAUACAUCUGAGCUUUCAGGAGUUUCUCGCUGCGUUUCAUGUUUUCUACAGCUUUAUAAAUGACACUCCAGAUGCAAUGAAAGUGUUUGAUUUGCUCCCAAAUUUCCAUAAAGGAGCAAUAGAUGUGGCUCUUCGGAGUGAGAAUGGACACCUGGAUCUUUUCCUGCGGUUCCUGCUGGGGAUCUCACUGGAGUCCAAUCAGAGACUCCUACAGGGUCUGCUGACACACACCGAGAAGAGCUCUGAGAGCAUCAGGACAACCGCAGCUUACAUUAAAGACAAAAUCAAACAGGAACAGGGUCUCUCGGCUGACAGGUCCAUCAACCUUCUUCUCUGUCUGCUGGAGAUGAAUGAUCAGACUCUGGUUAGAGAGAUUCUGGAGUUUAUGAAAUCAGAUGAAGACACACAGAAUAAACUCUCUCCGUCUCACUGCUCAGCGAUCGCCUACAUGCUCCAGAUGUCAGACGAAGCUCUAGAGGAGCUGGACCUCAUGAAAUACAACACAUCAGAUGAGGGCAGAAGGAGACUGGUACCAGCUGUGAUGAACUGCAGAAAAGCAAAUCUUGCCUGCUGUAAUCUCACAGUUCAGUGCUGUGAAAUCGUGGUGUCCGCUCUACAAUUAUUAAACUCGCCCCUCAGAGAGCUGGACCUGAGUAACAAUGACCUACAGGACGCUGGUGUCCAGCUCAUUUGUGCUGGCCUGAAGAGUCCAAACUGUCGGCUGGAGAAACUGAAGUUAUCUGGCUGUAUGGUGACAGAGGAAGGCUGUUGUCAUCUGGUUUCUGCUCUCGAUUCAGACACUUCACACUUAAGAGAGCUGGAUCUGAGCUACAAUCACCCAGGAGAAGCAGGAGUCGAGAUGUUUUCUGCUUUGUUAGAAAAUCCAGAUCGCAAACUGGAAAAACUCAAUUCAGACCAUGUUGGAGAUUUCAGAAUCAAACCAGGACUACAAAAAUAUGCCUGUGAUCUCACGCUGGAUCCAAACACUGCAUACGCUCAUCUUGCUCUGUCUGAGGAGAACAGAAAGGCAACACAUGUGGAAGAUGAGCAGCCAUAUCCUGAUCAUCCAGACAGAUUUGAGCACCAGGAGCAGGUUCUGUGUAGAGAAACUCUGUCUGAACGCUCUUACUGGGAGCUUGAAUGGAGCGGGGGGGCUUAUGCUGCAGUGACGUAUAAAGAAAACAAAGGGAAAAAAAGAGGGAAUGACUGCAGAUUUGGGUGGAAUGGUAAGUCCUGGAGUCUUUUCUGUACCCCUGAUGGAUAUAGUGCCUGGCACGAUAACAAGAAAACAGAUGCCAAUUUCCCAUCAAAACCCUCAAACAGAGUAGCAGUGUAUCUGGAUAGGCUGGCCGGCACUGUGUCCUUUUACGACGUGUCUGAAACUCAUACUCUCACACACAUAUAUACCUUUAAAACCAAGUUUACUGAACCACUCUACGCUGGGUUUGCAGUUUAUGGUUCAGUGUUUCUGUCAGGGUGAACAGCCUCCUAACAUUAGUAAUUGCAAAACUGUAGCAGCAAUUUAUUUUCUUUUAUGUUUAGAUUAUGAGAGAAGUUAAUCUAGAUGGCUGUUUGUCAGUGGGCAAAAAAAUGUUUAUGCUUUAAAAUUGUUUACAGACAAAGUUUAAUUGUAUUUUAUGUUUAUUGUUUUUGUUGCAUGUAUAUGUGUGUGUAUUUGUAUAUAUAUGAUAUUUAAUGAGUCAGAGUUAGGUUUUCCCACAAUAUCAGCAUGAUAUAUAAAUGAGGGCAUUAGAUGAAAUAUGGUGAAAUGCAUCCCACCUUUUCAAUAAAAGAGCAUAUAAUGAAUUGAAGUCACUGGCUGCAUCUGAAAUCGCACACUCUCUUGAGUAGGUACUCAUGACAGCAAAGUACAUUGUAUGUAGUAUGAAUGUGUAGUAUCAGUGUAAUCUGGAUGUAAUACAUUUGCCAUGUUGUCAUUGACACAUGACAUCUUCUGUGGCCUCAUGGGAUAGUAAAAUGUCCAUUGUAUGCACACUUCAGAAACAUAUAUUCUGGCUAGUUUUUGUUUAUUCUUUACAUACUUCUUUUGUCCCAUGCUGUUUUUUUGCCUACUAUACAGUAGGGAAGUGGGCAAAUACAGCCACUGACUAGAGACUCAUGUUGCCAUAGAAACAGUCAGUGUCCUGAAAUGCCCUGUUAGGACUAGAAUUGCACAUUGGCUGGACCAUCCUUAAAUAUAAGCUUAUUUUUUUAUGAUAUUUGAGCACAAGAAACAAUUUAUGGGAUAGUUAUUUUCAGAUUUUGCUGAUGAAGUAUGUUAUUUAAAUUUU